Molecule: messenger RNA, 2144 nt
Organism: Spea bombifrons (plains spadefoot toad)
Lineage: Eukaryota; Metazoa; Chordata; Amphibia; Anura; Pelobatidae
Gene: CLPB
Product: caseinolytic mitochondrial matrix peptidase chaperone subunit B
Exons: 16
Coding region: 77-2089 (670 amino acids)
Biological process (GO): cellular response to heat
Cellular component (GO): mitochondrion; cytoplasm
Molecular function (GO): protein binding; ATP binding; ATP hydrolysis activity
Source: RefSeq, a predicted model, not a curated record
UCAGCGACUGUCCUGGGAAAGUGAGAGGCUGCUCACGUUUUGUUUCCUCGCCGUGUUUGCUGCUGGUGUCCCGCUCAUGUGGAGGUCCCGGGUGUCCGGGCUCGGUAUCGCCCGGCUUAUUGCGGCUCGCUGGAGGCGCUCAGUUGGCUCCGGUAGAGUCGAGGGUGCGCUGAGUGGUAUUGCGUGCGGUAAUGGGCAGUACUUACCAAUAGGAGGCCAUGGAGCGCUUCGCCUGCAGUAUCACCGAACGGCCACUGGAGGGCGCACGGAAACUGUAAUUCCCAGCUGCUGGAGCACGCGCUUACAGAACAAGCUGCAGUACCUGCAACACGCCGCGGAGGGGCAGCAGAGAGACGGGCAUCAGCAAAGCGGAGGCAAAAAGGGGCAGACUGGGAUUCCUGUGCUUACUGCUGCCCUCCUGGCUUAUUGCUACAGCAGAGGACACAUACCCAAGGGUGAGGACCUCCUGGAAGCGGCUCGAACCGGUAACACCAACGAAGUGGACAGGUUGCUGGCCGAGAAGGUCGACCCCAAUGUGCGCCACAAACUGGGAUGGACGCCACUCAUGGUGGCAGCGAUGGGCAGAAACCAGAGCGCUGUCCGGUCGUUGCUGCGGGCCGGCGCCGACCCGAACCUCGGGGACGAGUUCUCCAACGUCUACGAGACCGCCAAGGAAAAGAACAUCCAUUCUCUAGAAGUGCUUGUGACGCGCGAGGACGAGUUCAGUAACCGGCUGAACUCCCGGGCGAGCUUCCGCGGCUGCACCGCGCUGCAUUACGCCGUCCUGGCCGACGAUUACGCUACGGUCAGGGAGCUGCUUGAGGGAGGUGCCGAUCCCAUGCAGAAGAAUGAAAUGGGGCACAUGGCCCUCGACUACGCGCGAGAAGGAGAGCUGAAAAAACUACUGCAAGGCUGGGAGACCAAGUUCCAGGAUGAGGUGAGGAGAAGGGAGCAGGAGGAGCGGCGGAGGUUUCCCCUGGAGCAGCGUCUGAAGGAGCACAUUGUGGGGCAGGAGAUGGCCAUUGCCACCGUGGCCGCAGCCAUCCGCAGAAAGGAGAACGGCUGGUACGACGAAGAGCAUCCCCUGGUCUUCCUCUUCCUCGGCUCCUCUGGGAUAGGUAAAACCGAGCUGGCCAAGCAGACCGCCCGCUACCUGCACAAGGACAUCAAAAAGGGUUUCAUCCGUUUGGACAUGUCAGAGUUCCAGGAGAAGCACGAGGUGGCAAAGUUCAUCGGAUCCCCACCUGGCUACGUUGGCCACGAGGAAGGCGGGCAGUUGACCAAGAAGCUGAAGCAGUGCCCCAACGCGGUGGUCCUCUUUGACGAGGUGGACAAAGCCCACCCGGACGUUCUCACCGUCAUGCUUCAGCUGUUCGAUGAGGGCCGCCUGACCGACGGGAAGGGAAAGACCAUCGAGUGUAAGGACGCCAUCUUUAUUAUGACCUGCAAUGCGGGCAGUGACGAGAUAGCCGGUUACGCCAUCCAGCUCCGGCAGGAGGCCCACGAGAUGAACAAGAAGAAGUUGGCCGAAAAGCUUGAAGACAUCCAGAUAAGUGAGAAGAUAACCAUCUCCAAACAGUUCAAGGAGAACGUCAUUCGUCCGAUCCUGAAGGCUCACUUCCGGAGGGAUGAGUUUCUGGGAAGGAUCAAUGAAAUUGUCUAUUUCUUGCCCUUCUGCCGGUCAGAGCUGUUCCAACUGGUCACUAAAGAGCUCACCACGUGGGCCAAGAAGGCCAAACAGAGGCACGAUAUCACCCUGCUUUGGGACCGGGAGGUGAUGGAUGUCCUGGCAGACGGAUACAACGUGCACUACGGAGCCCGCUCCAUCAAACACGAGGUGGAGAGGCGCGUUGUUAACCAGUUAGCGGCUGCGUACGAGCAGGACCUGCUGCCUCGGGGAUGCACUUUAAGGAUCGCCGUGGAGGAUUCAGACAGACAUCUGCUGAACGAGACAGCGGGACCGGACAGGGAAGAGAGAGACGCCAACAGAAAGGGACCCAGACUGCGCCUAGAGAUCGUGGAGCAGGGCAGCAAGAGCCGCAAGCUGGACAUUCAGGAGCCGCUGUCUCCGGAGGACAUGGCUUUCUGAACCCAAAAUAAAAAAAAGACCCCAAAAAAGUUAGUUUUCACUGGGUUUGCCGGGG